CGAUACGAAUAAAAGAAACCGCAAAAUUUUUAAAAUAAUGUGCUCUUCUUAGACUUGAACCUGGUGAUUGUGAUGACAUUAGUGGAACAGGACUUUUCAAUGAAAAUAGUGCAACCAUGUUUAAGUACUAGGUACUAUUGAGUAUUGAUAUUUUCCUCCCCUUGCUUCAGUGAAGGCAUACGGUCUCCAGUGUUAGUGCAGAAAACACCGAAAAAUUGUACUUCUAAUUGCAGUGAUGUAAUCUGAAGAAUGUUUUAACAUUAUCCAAGUUGUGUUUUUUCACUGAAGGAUGAAUUUGUUAAACGCUGAAUCAUACAUUACACCUAUACUGCUUAGCUAUGUGGAUAAAUAUGUACGAGAUUUCAAACCAGCUGACGCCCAGGUAUCGCUAUGGGCUGGCGGUGUCACACUCCACAACCUGGUGCUUAAAGCAGACGUCUUGCAAAAGGAGGUGGCCCUGCCAUUUACACUGGUCUCCGGGCGAAUCCACGAACUCCGUAUACAAGUCCCGUGGACAAAAAUUUUGUCCGAACCAAUUGUUGUUACAAUUAAUACUAUCGAAUGCAUCCUCAGUUUAAAUCCGCCGCCAGACGAAGGCCCCGCGCAGGAGACUAUCAAUAACCGCUCUCAAGUGGUAGAAGCUCCUUCGGGGUACAUUCAGGACUUAGUGCGUCGGAUCGUCAGCAACAUUGCAAUCCGAGUUCACUCUCUUAUAGUGAAAUAUGUUCAUGAUGACAUCACACUCUCGUUGACCAUAAAACACCUUGCAAUUGAUAGUGUCGGGCAAGCGUGGAAGCCAACCUUUGCUGACAUAGACCAAGAGAACCCAGUCAUCCGGCGGCUAGUGCGCUUGGAUGACUUGACAUUAUGCCUGGACAAGAGUGAUUCCGAUGGCAAAAUCCGGUUCUUCCACGAGCCGUUGCUUUACCGCUGCCAGCUGGAGUUAAGAGUGUUGACGCGCCUUGCAUCGGCGAACACACGUCGCGCACGCAUCAUCAGCAUCCAGCUCUUCUCCAGUAGGCUAGCUUGGGACGUUCACAACGAGCAGCUGGUAUUGCUGCUACGUUUACUCAGGGAGCGCAGCCCUGUGGUGCCGAACACACCACCACCUGCACAAGCUAACGUUCAGGCAACGCCACCUCAUACCUCAACAUCCAGCUCUGCAGACCGCGUUGGAAAUGAAAGCUGGUCAGAGUGGGCCUGGUCCUGGCUUCCUACUUGGAUGGACCGUGAGGGCGUUGAAGAAACACGGGCUACUGCCACUCCCGCAGUUCUGGCUUUUACCGCAUACUUUGAACAAGUAUCUUUGGCCUUCUGGAUUACGGAAACAGAUGGCGCCGGUCGCAAACGACGUCGUAGCAUCUGCGAACUGACUGCCACAGACGCGGUCAUCAAUUGUAGAAUGCGCUCGCCAUCUUUUUUAUAUUUAAAAAUGGCCGCAAGGAAUCUAACUCUUGCCUCGCACGGAAAGUGCGCGUGCGGCCACCUCGACAAUACGAAUGAUGAAAAACCAACAGUAUACCUGGAAAAAAUAGUAGAUCCCAACGAAGAACCCUGGAGUUGGGUAGAGGAGGAGUUGAGUAACCAAGCGGUUGAGGCCGCUUUGGCCGAAGAGGAAGAGUUGCCAAGAUUUUACUACGAUGAGGAGAGUGAGACAGAGGAAGACAUGGAUCCUUUUUGGCAGGACAUGAAGCCUGUUAUUUAUCUUGAGUUGAAUCACGUUAGAGCUCCACAAUCGAGCAUUUCAAUUCCGAACGAAAAACCGAUAUGGGAUUUUGAAUACAGUGACUGGGAGGAACAGAGCAUGUUGACUAUUCGAGUAAGACCAAUGCUGGUCAAUAUGUCCAAUGGAUUGCUGCAUCGACUGGCUGUAAUACGGGAUGCGCUUAGUGAAGUGCCUCCAAUAGUCGAAGAAGUACAAGUGCGUACUCUCACAGUGGAAGAAUGCGAUGCCCUAUCAGAGAAUUUGCCUCUAAGGCAUAUUAACUUCCAAUUGAGGGGUUUACAUGUCCGUGUUCUGCCUACUGAGCAUUCGGAGAAGCUGAUCCAAUCACCGCUUGUGUUGGACGUGCAAUUUCCUUCAGCUGUCAUAUAUUUUACUGAGCCUCUGUAUCCUAACAGAGUGUCUUCGGCAGCAUGUCAGAUGCCUGACGACUCGUCUCCGCUACUUCAAGGCGCACGUUUCCACACGUCCUCACGAAUAAACUCCAUGCGUGUUAGCAUAUGUUCACCACACGAAGACAACCCGAGGCCUUGUGCUAGUACUUCGCUGGAAAUGGGCACUCAUUCUUUGAUAAACAAAGCACUCUUCAACCACCGAGAAAGUAUUCUGUUCAAUUACAUCGUCGGAAUAAGUGAAGUGAACGUAUGCGGCUCGGCACCGCGCUUACAAGCAGCAAUCGAAGUGGCUAAGUCAUUUAUAAACGAAAAAUUGACCAGCCCACUACGUGAUACCACGCUCGCAAAUGACGCUCUUAACGAUAAAGAGUUAGUGGCGCUGGAUGUAACGCUGGAGAACAUAACGACGCAGGGCUACCUUACGAAAUAUAACAACGCACAUUUCUUCAAUUUGGGCUCUGUGAAAGUUACUGCUUUACAAGCGAGUGCAAGCGGUGUAAAACACGCCUGGAUUCUUUCUGCACCAGAAAUACCGAGUAUCUCAUCUUACAUCCGAUGCGCAUUCCAAUAUUGCAACGACCCACUUCCAUCUAUGAUAGAGUACCUGAACCUGAAUUCUGAGUCCAUGGCUAUCAGUGUCGACCCGUUGCUGGUAGCCUGGUUGAGCUACCAGCCUCGACUGAAGGGGUCUGCCGAUACUCAGGCUCAAUCGUCGUCCCACACGAAACCCAUGCCAUCCUACUUGUUAAAGCGAAAAGGGACACCUCCGUCCUCCUGCGGCCGUGGCGGCAGUCGAUCAGGCUCGGGUGCUGAGUUGGUGCACGUGAGACACCGUAGCUUGGAGUCGGAAAGUGAACCUAGCGAGAAGAGAGAGGACAAGCCAACUGAUGAAAAGCCUAAGAAGGUGGAGUCCUGGUUAAGUGAUGAUAUGGUUCUGAAAAUUUACUCACGCCUCAAUAGGAUGUUGCUAUCAGUUGGAAUAGGGCUGACACAAAUUUACAUGCCGUCGUCCGUGGUGUCCGCAGUCGACUGUAUAAAAAUAAGGGACGCAAUCGAUCGGCAUGUCUUAAAUUCAAAUCGCGUUUUAGUAUUGAGUUUCGGCCAUUUCUCCGUCGCCUCUAGUCCCCAAAUGAAUUAUCUGUGGAAAACUAUCCAACACGAUCAGCCCACAUACUUUAGACCUCAACGUGAACAAAAUGUUAUUGAAGACUCGUUCCCAUGGAAAUUUAGUUUGGCCGAGGUCUCAUGCUAUACACUUGAAGUAAAAUACGACAAAGAUUCGUGCGAAAGUGAGACAUCUACUUCUGAGCUCAUGCCUGAAUUAAAAAUAAAUAGUGGAGUUCAUCCCCGACCUUUGCUGGACAUGGUCAUUUCUACUGUCACAUUGUCCAUUGUUACGAAGCGCUCGCAAGACAAGCAAGUAAAGAAAUGUGACAUUAAAGGAAAACCAUCCGAACAUCAUCGGGAAGACGACAAACCAAAGAACUUUGCGACUGGAACCAACUUUCCGCCUCCUUCGAUAGAGGAAUUUAUUCGAGGCCCUAGUAGGCGGGGAUUUCCUAAUCCAGAGGCGGCGGCAAUAUACUCAGAGACUUCAUCGUUCCAUUCAAUGUUUACCAGCGGUCCAGUGCUUGCCUUGGGAGUUAAUCUACAUGCUGACACACCACCAAUUACUUUAACACUGGACCAAGACCAAUUACAGACUGUGAUUGUAGCAAUACACGGCCUAGGUCAUGUUUGGAGCCUACUACGACGUCCACCAGUGACGCGGGAAGAAAAACGUUCCUCUAGGUCAUCCCAUAGGCCACUUGAAAGAUCGACAUCCGAUGUGGACGCAAGACGCACUUUAUUUGAAGAGACAACGAGCGAAAAUCGCGCCGAACAAAGCACUAGCAUAAAUCAAACACAGAACGAUCCUGAUGAGGAAGACACAACAAUACAAACAUUCUUCUGGACACAAUGGGUGAUAAACCAAGUAAGGUUACUGAUCCUCUUUCCGGAAGCCAAACUGGUGUUUAACGUAGAGGACGUUAUAAGCACGAUUGACUUGCAAGAGAACUACUAUCAACUCAAGAUUAAAGUGACAUCUGCCUCAUUAAGACACUUCAAAAGGCGGGAUGGAUGUUAUGAGUGGAUGCCUGGAUUAUAUGGAGGACGCAUCCUGGAAAGCCGAGAGCCAACUGACUCUACAGAUGAGAAUAGUUUCCUUGCUGUAACAGUUACUCAAGCACUGGUUUCCGCUCUACCCACCAGUUGGAAAGAAGAACUUCAUCCAAAAUUUUUCGAACAAAAUGAUAACUUAGAUACAAUGUGGGAAGUAUACGCCACCCUUGCCCCUUUGGAGAUCGCGAUGCAACCAGAUUUAUUAGAGCUUAUCAUCUUCUGGUCAAACGAAUUAAUGCCUCCAAAUUAUUGCCCAUUGAACCAUAUGGAACCUAGCACUUCUAGUUCACGGCAGUGGCCUUUCUGUUACAUCUACGUUGGGGCCAUACGGAUACUUCUCAAUUUUGGGGAUGAAAACGCAGACUCCGUGGAUGACACUCUCAUGUGUAUCAUUAACAACAUAAGAAUCACCCCAUACCCGGAAAACCCUAUCUGCAGACAAUAUGUUAACGACGCCUGGAAUACUUCGUGCCCGGAUUUAGAUGAGCGUCAAUACGAGAUUAUAAUAAAGAAUAUCUCUCUCCGAACCGCGCGUUUGAGUCAACUGCUUGAUCAGGAGGUAAUUGAAUCGAAGAUGUUGAAGGGAACAGGAGCUGAAAAUCCUGCGCUAAAAUGGAGCCAGCAAGUUGUACCUCCAACUGUUACACCAGUGAUCCAUUCCGUGGACAUAAGCUGCUUACUGGCACCAUCUAUAUACUCUGGUGGUGCGUUAGUCUAUGGACCGGCAAUAGAACUGAAUCUACUCACAGAUUGCACGAUUGAACUUGGCGUCGAACGAUUGGAAUUGCUUCACACACUUAUCGCACAUUUCAUAGAAGCGUCUACUAGGACUGCAAUCUCCUACUUUUUAGAGGAUACCAAAACUUGUCCAUUUGCUAAAUUAAUUGCAAGCCAACGAAUCGAUUCUUCAACCGCAGAUAGUGAUGCAGCCGCUUCCGAGGAAGCAACAGAAAACGCCGGAAUCGCUAGCUGCAGUGCGUUUGAUUCCGGUUUCGAUACCGCCACAUCGCAGUCCACAUACAAAUUACCGCCCAAGAAGUCUGUGUCCAUCGCGUGUCAUGAUAAACAAGCAAAGGCAUCGGACUUUUUAGAGGUUUUCGUGACCAUGGGAGUAGUCGAUAUCUCACUGUACGUGGGGGACGAUGGAUCUCCAGUAGUGAAGAGACUACGACCGCCACCCGGCAUAUUGAACAAACCAACUAAAAAAGAAGUGCCCAGGUUGAAGGUUAUAAUAGAAGAACCUAAGGAAGAAAAAGCCGAGAGAAGCAAGGACGAGGGGAAAGAUUCGAUGAGUGCGAGCAAAAGCCUCACUGAAAACACCAGAAACGCAGACAUCGGGAAAACUAAGUUACAAGCGGUCGUCUUACCAUAUGCAAGUAAAACCGAGGGGAAUAUACCACUCAUGCACGCAACACUGCAUCAACCUAAUUUCUAUUACUUGAAAAAGAAGAAUCAGAAAACUAUCCAGAUAUCACUAUUUGACGCAUGGUUCGGGCUUGGAUUGGGUCAGGAGGAAGGUCAUUGGAACGCUCCGCUGUUUAGAACUAAACGGGGUUUGCCUGAUCCCAUCAGUGAAAUUCCACCAGCACUCGCCACUCUACGUGUGGACCUUUUUUCCGGGGGUUACGUGCCGCUGAGUCAUACGAGCGGUCGUGGUACAGUACAGCUAGAUGUAGAGAGACCUAUUCUGUUGGAAGUGUCCACCGACAGAUUGCGAAGAAUCAGAGGCAUCAUUGAUUUGAUUAAAAAGAACAGUUCGUUGCUAAGUCGUCGUGAGAAAACUGGAGAAGAAGAGAUCAAUCCAACGCCUCUUUUGUACAAAAUUAGAUGCUUUUUGGUGAAUCGGCAAAUCGAGAGCGUGACUGUCCUAACCGGACAAAUUGGCGUUAAUGGCCCCGAGGGAGCUAUAGGCUGGAGUUCAUUAAAGUUUCAAGCCGCGGCCGGCUCGCAUCCAGACCGUCUUCGUUGUCGGGGAUUACUCGACGCCAUCGUGGUAUCUGCCGGACCUCCGACUGAUCAGAGGCGUGUGGUGUUAAACCCCUUGGUGGCAGGCGUCCUAUUAGACGCAACUUGGGAAGCUUGGCGUAAGGCAGAGGGCGGUCCCGCGGCCCAAAACCCUUCAAUACGAGUGGCCAUUGAUGUGGAUCACAUAAGUUUGGAUCUCCGACCUUCCGAUAUGGCUGCCUUGGCCAGAAUCUAUGAUGCUGUGCAGGAAGUUAUGUAUUGGACUCAGCGCCCUUCGAGCCCCGCGUAUUCUUCAGCUAGCGACUCGGAGCCAACAACGGAAGGACCGAGCGUAUCAAGUGACUCAGUUUUCGAAAGAAAUGCUACAAGCAGUGACUCCGACCACCAUUACUAUAAAGAUGAUUUGAGGAGUGGUGCAUUCAAAAUUAUGUCAGGAGGUCAACUUCCAAUGGCAUAUCAAGUGACUUUACACGGCAACACGGUGUCUUGGCGGUACCCCCAUCCACGCGCUGUCACUCGCAUAGUUGCUUACCCUAUACCUGGGCAUACCGAGAAAGAAGUGGAAUGUGCCCUGGAGUUAUACUGCCCAUUGCUGGCCCGUUGGGAACCUUACACCUACUUCAAACUUCCGAUCUCGGAGCCUCGAGAAAUUCAACUGAACUCUGCCACAUCGGAUGCCAUAUUUUCACUUACCUGGCGAGUCCGGGCCUGCUCUGAUGUUGAGGGCACUAAAACAAGACCACCUUUUGAGUUCGACACUAAGAUAUUCACUCCAAUACCAGAUCCCUUGUCCGCUGAUGAAGCCCCCGCCAGUGAUAACAACAGUCAAACUUUCACCGUAACUGCAGAGGAGCUAUCGGGGAUAUUGCGCGUGGACUCCUAUUUCGCUCCGCGCCACAUGCCCCGUGCGCGGGUCGCCUUACGUUUUGUUAGCCUGGAAUUAGUUGCACACAACGAGCUUCCUUCUCAGUCUAGGCCAGUCAAGCCAUUAGAAGGCUACUACGUGUCAAAGCCGCUAAUGCGCAGCCACCGUGUGCUAACCCUUUCUAUGAGAGACACUGCAGCGCAAGCCAUCCUUGGCGAAUCCUCGAGAUUACUAUUUGACACCUAUAUCUCAAGCGACAUCCUAAACAGUUCCACCGGUUCAAUGGAGCAGCUGAUAGAAGAGUUUCGUAUGCAAGGCACGGUGUCCUUGAACAAUGAACAGAGAUUGCUAUUGCGCGCGGGUGACAUUCGCGCAGCCAUGCACGUCCAAGGAGUGUGUACGCUGCAAGCGCUGGCCCACGACUGGAUCGAUGUUUAUAAAUCUGCUUUACAACUGGAUACAGACGAGACAGAGCCUGUUGAAGAGGACGCUGCAGUAGCUUUGGAGGGGCUAGUUUCGCUCUGGAUUCACAACAACUGUUCGUCGGUGCUGCUUAUUGGACAAGACCAAACCGAUGAGAUCGUGCCGCUCAAUGGAGGCGCAUCACUUGCGUACAGAUGGCGGUCACCUACGGCACCGAAAAAGAUACGCUUCUCAAUAGCGGGCAAAGCAACUGACUGGCGCUGGUCUAACAGUAUCACAUUCUCCGUUGGAUCAUCUCGAGUGAGACUCGAAGAAGGCUACGUCAAUAGCGACAUCAGGGGCUUACAUGGGACAUAUUUAUACGUCGUCGUGAAAGACACCGGUGUUCGACGCGACAUGUUCCUAUCCGGUGAAAUCACUCUUGCGAAUAUGCUACGUCACAACUUGCUUUACAAGGUGCGAGUAAAACGUCGCGAAGAAACUGUCUGGCAAACUAUAAGUUCUGGAGACUUUAACUCCGAAACUAUGACUUGCAGCGUGCUCUGCAACACUGAAUAUGAAACUGUGCUGAAGUUAAAAUAUAAGACAUCAGGGAGCGGUUGGUCCGGUGACAUCCCAUUAAAAGAAUGUCGGAAAGAAAAUAUGCCGUGGCUCGUCAAACUGCCCAGUGGCGGUGAAGUUAAUUUCACGUCCGUUUGGUGCCGCGUAAAUCGCGCCCGCGUCGACAGACGCAUCAUAGCGACAGUUUGGCCGUUUUACUUGCUGCGCUCGCAUCUGCCACUUGACGCGGACGUGUCGAUAACAUCACGGACGCCCGUUGAGGAAGAAGGCAUAUCGGCACAGCAAAAAGAAAGACUGCCGCCGCUCAUACAGACGGUGACCGGACGCGGUGCUACCACUCACCUCAUUGCACCUGGCACCACCGCUACCACCCACGCACUCACCUUCCAGUACAGCGACAUCGACUGCCCUGUGACUCUCAAAGCCGUUCCUCUACACUACGGAGUGACGGAGAGCUCCGUGUUCGAGAAACCAACACCCGUCACCAACAUUGAGGAAAUCAUUGAAGCCUUGAAAGAAUGGUUGGAGAAGUCUGGCCGCGAUGUGCAAUGCAAUUGGCCGUACUCUAUAGUGACCAAGCACUGGCAUGGCACGUGGCACCCGGCGUUGUUGCAGCCACGAAGCGAUGUUAAUAUGCGCUAUCAAGCGAUUCGCAUCGGGGGCGGUUGUUCUCUCGAGCUGCAGGUUCGCCCCGUGGUUCUGCUUGCAAACGCGUCACCCGUUGCGUUGACACUGCGCGCACACAACUCCACACCUCUGUGCAGACUCGAGCCCGGUGUGGCUAUGUCGCCACAAACAAAUGUAUUACACAAACCCUUCUUCUUAUCUGUGGAGAUGGCUCGGGAGACUUACGUGAGUAGUCAGCUUCAAGUUUGCAAAAGGGAUCACGGCCAGUACGGCAAUCCGCCGCCCGGACACAUCGCCCUCGACCGUGCAGCCAAACUAGCUAUACACUGUGGCCAAAAGGUGGCGCUUUUGACGUUCUGCUAUGAAAUACAAGAAGAUAUCAACGUCCUUGGCAUCACGUCUACAUACAUUUUGAUCAACAGACUACCUAUUGAUGUUGUGGUGUCACCAAUGGUGGUUCCCAGACCGUCGAAUGACAGUAUCCUUUUACGUCCGAAGAUGUUCAAAGCCAUUCAACCAACCAAGGAAGAGAGGGUUCAAGGAACACCAUUAUGUAGUUUCUGGAUGCGAGGUCGUUGGCGUGAUACGGACGCCGAAGAAAUACGCACCUAUCUGUGUAUCGCGCUACCAUCGCAUGUGGACCCUACCACCUCUUACGUACCCGUGCGACUGGACAAGCCACCCGUUAGAAGAUCUAUCGCGCUUAGACAAGAGAGGGGCCACUCCAUAGCCGCCGUGGUAACCCAAGUGCGUCACGAAUCACGCUGGGUGAUAACAGUGGCCGAAGACCCGUGCCCGCAAUUUGUGGUGCGCAAUCUUACCGCUAACUCAUUAGCUGUGGCCCAACCGAUUUUCGACGAAUCUGGUCAGGCCAAUGUUCAGCCGGUGGGAGAAUGCUUCGGUGUGAGAUGGUUUUGCGAAGUGGAAGCUUGCGGGUCGACCCACUACUCGACGCCUGACUACGGUAAUCGUUAUCCAUCAUUGGAGAUAUCAUCCAGUCCGCCUGUACCGUUCCUCACCGUCGGACAAAAGAUUGCAGGUGAUUUCCAAUACGAAUGGUCUCAACCGGUGGCGAUAGCGGAUGGCGAGCAUUUACUGCAGAUGGCGGGUGGCGUGACGAUCAAAGUCCGAGUGUGCACGAAUCAUCAUUCCACGCUUGUCGAACUUCAGGACGUUGACCAACACGACAUAUCAGCUAGCGACAUACGACGGCGAUUACUCGGUGUCUCGGAUGAGUCAACAUUAUUUCAAGAAGACAAUAAGGGUAAAUCGCCAAUCACAGAAGUACGUCGAGUUAGCGCAUACGAAAAUCUUAUGGAGGCAUUCGCUCAACCGGGACCAAGUACAUCCAAAGAAAAUGAAGCAUUGCUACGUGUCGACACACAAACCAGUGCCCCGUCGGCUUCGGAAGUCGAAUAUGGAAAACCGGGAACUCAAAACGUGGAGCAAAUUGUGAUGCUGACUGCACAGGAUGCGUCCCUCAGAGACUCGUCCCUUAUGAAACUUUCUACAGCUGUCAGGAACGAUAUUGCAGAGUGGUCACGGAGCAGCCAAAUAUGGAAAGAAAUAGAACGAUUCAGAUGCGUCGUGGGCAGUAUCACCCUUACGCUCGGUGCUUCAGCUGACGAGCUACCCUUGCUGGCAAUACAUCUACAGCGAGCGGCGAUCCGGGUGCAAUCCGACUCUAGGAAAGUGCGCACCACUGUUUCCGUAGCCGACUUGCAAGUCGACAACACGCAGUAUUCGACGGAAAUGUUCGACUUUGCGGUCGUGGCCGCGACUCGAGCGGUAAUAGAAGAGCCGGAAAAGUGGUCGCCACUGUGGGGAAUGUACAAUGAAGUGUUUCCAAAGAAUUCUGCCGAUGGCAGGCUAUUUAUGCACACAUGUCAUGACAAAUGGACAGUUGCCGGGUGUAGUUUUCAAGAAUUGACGGAGAUCGAGAUCAAAUUGGGUCCACUCGGACUAUACAUCGAAGACGCAUUCAUCGGCGCCACAUUAAACCUCCUCCAAGUGGCUGUACCGACAAUCCCGCAGACUCCUGAAAUGGUCGCAGUUGCCGAAUCCAGAUCCUUGCAAAAACCAAUCAGAUUCAGGAAACUUCUCCUUCACCCAUUGGAUUUGACCUUGACACUCCACACAGCGGUCCGCAUAUACAUAGCGCUGGACGAGAGCCCCUUGUGUCUCAACAAAUUCCAACUUGAAGACGUGAUGACCUCCUCGGCGAAACUGACUCACGCGUUGACAGUACAUUACCUAUCCGCUGCGCUACUUGCUGCAGGUUGGGUAGUAGGCGGUUUAGAACUACUAGGCGCUCCGGGUGCGUUAGCUGCGAGGGUAGGAAACGCGGGGGGAGGAGUCCGCGGCGUGGCUUCGGCUGCGGCUGGCGCCUUGCUUAGAUCGCUAAGUGCAGCUGCAGGCUCGCUUGCCAGGAACCUUGACUUGCUAGCUGGCGAUGAUGACCAUGCGCGAAGAGCUGCGGCUGCGAGGAGGCGACCGCCCUCGAGUUUGAUGGCCGGUCUCGUGGCAGGCAUUACGAAUUUUGCCAUCAAUAUACUUGGUGCUGUUGGGGGUCUCGCUCAUCACCCACUAGUGGGACCGGCCGUGGGAGAGAGUGGCAGCGGAGCGACCGGACUACGCAGGGGCAUCCUAGGCGCCAUCACUAAACCACUCAGCGCAACGGCUGAUCUAGUUGCGUACGCUGGACACGGCCUGCUUUCACAAACUGGCUGGGAUCCUGUUCCACAGCCCCGCCUAGGUGGUGUUCGCCCGAUCGAUCAAGAGGUUCUCGCCCGUUGGCGGCGUGACUGUGUGCGCUGGAGUUUCCGACUUGCAGAAAUGACGGUGUUAGCGGGCUUCGACGUACAAAUCAACGAUGCGCAAACACAUCUGCUAGUCACUCGUAAGUGUCUGGUACUAGUCGAGCCCGAGACAGACCAAAUAACGGAAAUGAUAGAAUUAAAGACUUGCACACUCAGCCCCUACCAAGGUCAUGUAAUCGAGUUAAGCGUGGCACAAAAGAAGGCUACAAAAACACCUGAGUCCCGAAACGUGAAUGAAGACAGCGAUUAUCAGGUAAACGCUGCGGCUAUGGCGCGAGUAGCGCGAUACACUGGUGCCGAAUAUCGUUUCAACAACGCCCGCGUGCUUACCAUCCAAUCACAACCAGGAAAAUCGCACGCACUCCACGCAGUGCUGUCAUUGGCUCUGCAGCACAAUAAUUCUUCGCAUUUCCCGUUAUUGUGAACAAGACGAAGAGCGUUUGUAUUAGUAACAUAAACAGUAGUUAUACAUUCUUAACAACCGUGUAACUCCCAUUAUGUUAGCGCACAUUUGUCUCUUCUUUUUUUUUCUUUUUUUUUUAACAAUACCAUAGUCUAAUUUUUAAUUCUAAAGCCCCUAGUGUAGUGGUAAACAAACUUUACUUUUGAGUAACGUCAAUCUGUCAAAAAUUUAGAGUUUUCCAAUUUUGACUAUAGUUUACAUGAAUUAAUACCAGGUACUGGCUUCCCAGUAAAAUACUAGCUGAUGGUGUUUCUAGCCAGGAUUAGGAUACAAUUGGCGAAUCUGGAUCACUUAUUAUAAAAUGUGAUCCGCAUAUGCCAAUUAUAAUUACGCUGAAUACUCAGUAAUGAAUAUAUUCAAAGAUUUGAAUAUGAGUACAUCUGAAUAAUUAAUAAUAAAUAUAUUCAAAAGCUUGAAUAUACAUCUGCGUGAGUAAAAGGAAUAUACGAAUGGUUGAAUGCAUUAGGUACUUAGUUAUAAUUUUUCUGGAAUGGUUGAAUAAACACCUGAAUACUGAGUAACGAGUAUAUUUUAAUAAUAAAUUGAAUAUAAAUAUAUGGAUACGAGGGAAUGAAAAAAUUCGAAUAUUUGAAUAUACAUUCUAAUACUGAGUAAUAGCUAUCUAUUACUCAGUAUUCAAAUUUAUAUUCACUAAUGCGGAUAUUCCUAUAACCCUCUGUAUGCAGAUGUAUAUUCUAUUAUUUUUCGAAUAUAACAAAUGACUCAGUAUGCAGAUUAUAUUCAAGCUUUUGAAUAUAUCCAUAACGCAGAAUUGAGACGUACUAUUUUUUUGAACCUUUAAAUAUGCUAAUUACUCAGUCUUCAGUGAAAUUACAAUUGUAAGAUCCGGGUUACUACCAUAAUAAGUGAUCAUACAGAUAUGCCAAUUAUAUCCAAAUUUCAUAACAUUGCAUAUUUUCCGAUAGUACAAAGCAUUAGCAUUUCAUAUUACUAUAACAUUAAUUAUUUUUGAUGAUAGUCGAUACUCUAUUGCUCAUGUUGAGUAUGUCUACUUACACCGGCGGUAAUUUAAUUUAUCCUAACAAAAGUAACUCUGGAAUAUAAUAAUGCAGUAAAGGCUGAUUGAAUUAAAUACCCAUUUACAUAUCUUUUCGCUUAACUAAAUGGGCAGGUUGAAAAACUUACUAUCAAUGCUGGAUCGUUGUUGUGAGCCAAAAUUAAAUUCAACGUUUAUAGGGAAGUCUAUCAGCUUAGCUUGUGCGAAAAUAUGAUACUCGCAAUCGCUAAAUACGCAUUUAAUGAAGUCCGGUCUCUCCCUGACGUCUUUCAGUUGGUCAUGUAAAACAAUAUAAACAAUUAGCAUGACCUUGUAAGGACAGAUCAGAAUGCAUCGUGGCCGGACUUUAGUACAUAAAAGACAAAAUUACUUAAUUAUAAUCACGCGCCAUACAAACACGCUCGUGUUUAUAAUAUACAAAUACGCGGUGGUACACUGCUAGUCACCUUAUUGAUUCACAUUUUAGACUGGCUAGUUUUGAACGAAGGUCUUUGUUUUUAUUAACUUUUAAUGAAUAUAUAUUUGUCUCCUUACCGUUUGGCUCAACGGAAGAAAAAUAUAUAUUUGUUGCCAAAUCCAUUAUAAUAAAUUUCGUUUACUUUCUUUCUAAACUGACCGUCUUAAUGAAAAUCGAUAACGAAUGUAACACUCGGGACUUGAGUCACGUUAUACGUUCUGUGUUGCAUAUUGCGUGUUAAACAAAAGUAUGCAGCUAUUGAAAACAUUAUGACAUACAAAAAUGGAGAAAUGACCAUCUCUUUAAUGACAGUAUUCAUAUUUUAGAAUACAUAAUCGGCUUUUACCGAUUUUUGGUCUUGCUUAGACCACUAAUCUGUCGUCGUAUAAAUGCGCGCGGCCAACCCCGGUAACAAACAUAAAUCGCUUAUUGAUUCGCAUUUUAUAUUGGCUAGUUCUGUAUGAAGAGCUUUUUUCUGAUUUAAAUGAAUAUAUAUUUGUCUACUUCUUCGUUUAUCUCAACGACAGAAAAAUAUAUAUUCGUUGCAUUUUUAUCUACAAGUUCAGACUUCAGAAUCAAAUUGCCGUCAAAUUUGAUUCUGAUGUCUGAACUUGUUUUUCAUAAUAAUCACUUAAUUGAUUUGCUGUUUCUAUCGGCCAGUUUUAUAUGAAAUACUUUCAAUCUGAUUUAUAAUGAAUAUGUAUUUGUCUACUUCACCGUUUAAUCAACGGAAGAAAAGUAUAUAUUCGUUGCCAAAGCUAUUAGUUUCGUACUUUAUAAUGAAAAUAUACAUCUGUUCUUCCAAUCUCUGGCUGAGGGGAGGAGCAGAGCUAUGCUGAUUUCCGUGCAGGCAUAGUAAAUGCUUAUUGUAACCUACGUAGGGGCCACACGCAUUGUAUAUUUUCAUUUUUCUCUUCAUCCGAAUUAUCCAUUGAAAUGCCUAAUCGAUUGUAACAAAAGUGAUUUCACUCGGAACUUACGUAACGCCUACAAAUAGUUUUGUCGUUUAAACGGACGAAAACGGCCUAAUAUUUAAGAUAUUAUGGCCUCUAAAAAUGAUACUUCUUUUCUCUUAUCAAUUGUUAGAAUUAAUAAUAUGCUCUUUCGAUAUACUUGUGUCUACUUACCAUAAAAAUAACGCGUCUACUUUAAUAUCUUGUCUGUGUAGUUUAAGUAAUGGCUAUUUAGGAUUAUAAAAAAAAACAAAAAAUAAUACAAAAAAACCGAAAA
This is a messenger RNA of Pararge aegeria (speckled wood butterfly), 14709 nucleotides long. RefSeq lists its product as uncharacterized. The transcript has 86 exons. The record is from RefSeq and is a predicted model, not a curated record. Bases 290 to 11965 code for a protein of 3891 amino acids. NCBI's taxonomy places the organism in Eukaryota, Metazoa, Arthropoda, Insecta, Lepidoptera, Nymphalidae.